AGACAUUUGUAUUUAUUUGUACAAUCUGUCAAGACAGUGUCAUUAAUUAAUAUCAAGCUCUGGUCUGCUAUAUAGUUUCUUGGAGACUGGCCUCUUCAUUGGAGCUAUAAUAUUGACUAACUGGGUGGAGGUGCUAUAUUGACCGUGACUGGAUUGACUGAACUUGUAUCAGUCAUCAACCAAUUAAGGAUUAAAUGAUCAAUCAGAUCAUACUAUGGAUCAAACACAGUCUCUUCGUAACACUGGGUUUGUAACUAGUCUCAAAGAAAAGUACAUUCAGAGAGAGUUUGGAGAAGAUGAAGAAUGGCCACCAUCAGAUAGAAGAGACAAACAAAGAAGACUUAUCAAAUUGCAAUUAGUCGAGACUGAUCAGAUAGAGGGGUUUGGACACAAGGGUCGUUCGAGUGGCAAUGGCAAGCAAUCUAAAGAUGACAAAGAAACACGCAAAUCAAUACUCCACACUGACCUGUUCAAGACUAGCAGUGACAACAAACCAGUCAGGAAGAUUGUUGUGAAAGGCAAUGCUGGGAUUGGUAAAACCACACUGUGUACCAUGCUGACUGAGGAGUGGGCAAAAGGCAAGAUCCUGAAACAAUUCGACUGUGUUCUGUUGCUACCACUGAGAAAUAGCGACGUGUCAUCGGCCACAAGCCUCCCUGAGCUGAUUAAACUCUUCCAUCUGAGUGAGGAGGUCCGCAAACCUCCAACAAAAAGGAUAGAGGAUAGAGAAGGAGAAGGCAUCCUCAUCAUAGCUGAUGGCUGGGAUGAACUCAGUGAGGGUACUCGAGCUAAGGACUCGUUUCUCUACAAACUUCUUCUUGGUUAUGGUUGUUCCAAAGCCUCUGUUCUCCUCACCUCCAGACAUUCUGCAGCAGCACCUUUUCACAAACUGUCUUCAGUGGACACUUUCAUCAAGGUGGUGGGUUUUGAUGAAGAAGAUAUCAAAAAGUACAUAGUUGAGGAAUUCAAGCAAGAUCUAGAGAAAGCUUCUUCUCUUAUGGAGCAGCUUAAAAGCAAUCCACUCAUUCAGAGUUUGUGCUCUGUGCCACUUAAUUGUGCGAUUGUUUGUGAACUGUGGCACAGUUUACAGCAAACACUUCCAAGCACAAUCACGAAACUAUAUGCUAGGAUAACACUGUCUGUCGUGCUUCGUGACAUCAAGAAGAAAUGUCCACAACUCUGUGUAAACUCGCUUGACAAUUUCAAUUGUAUUCCCAAGGAACUUCAAAACGAUUUCUGGCUGGUUUGCAAAUUUGCUUUUGAAUUUUUGGCUAAAGAUCAAAUAGUCUUCUCAGACAGUGAAGUUUCAUCGUUUUCUCAAGAUGGGAACUUUAACAAGAAAGCAUUUUUCUUCGGUUUAUUGCAAUCAGCACAUUCACAUUUCCCUAGCCAACAAAACUCAUUGACAACAGGUUAUGGCUUGUCGUUUCACUUUGCUCAUUUGACCAUUCAGGAGUUUUUAGCUGCCCUUCAUAUCGUCACUUUAUCUCAUGAAGAGAAAACAAAGAUUUGCAACACUUAUGCUGGAAACGAUCGGUUUAAUAUGGUCUGGAGAUUUGUGUUCGGUCUUGAGUCUGAAGAAGAGAAAUAUAGUAAUAAAGUUGUCUCUUUAGGUGAUGUGUUGGUUGAUCAGGUUUUAUUUGCACUACGGGACCAAGACAUUUUACUAUGCCACUGCUCGUUUGAAUCCCAGAAUAAGGUUGUACACUAUAAAGUGGCCAACAGGAUUUGUGCCAAGUUUAGUUCUUGGCUUAGAAUCAGAAGGCCCCAAACUGCUCACGACAGUGUAGCUCUUUUGCACACUUUUAACCUUAUAUCACAUUGUUCAGAGGUCAAGCUAAAUUUUUCAGGGAGUCUUAAUGAUGAGCAGCUUCAGAAACUAGCUACUAUCCUCAUUGACAGAAAGUUGCAAGUAAAAGAAUUAUGUCUCGAUAACUGCAAGCUCACAAAUGAAUGUCUCACGACCUUCUUCAACAAGGCAUCAGCUUCAUUUCAGCAUCUCGAGGAACUAUCUCUAGAUGGGAACCUUAUCACAGGUAUACCAUUUUCACCCAGCAAUAACACAUUAACUAGGCUUUCAUUAUCCAAGAAUCCACUCUGGCAAAGUGGUGCCCAGUUACUAGAGAGUGUUGUAUGCACAGGUUCAAUAGUAAAACUUGAGCGUCUGUGUCUAUCUAGUGCACUGACAAAUGACAGAGACAUUAUCGAUGCCAAAGUGUUAGCCACACUUCUUCAAGCAUUAGCUACACACUGUCCUAAUCUGGAUGACCUUGAUCUCUCUAAGAACAAUAUUGGUGUACCUGGAGCUAGUGCAACAGGAGAGGCCUUUGUAAGACUUGCUACCAAUAGGAAGAACUUGGAGCUGAACUUAAGUGAGACUAAUCUCGACAGUGAAGCAGCGACAGUAUUUUCUGACAAAGUUUUGUCUUCUUUAGGGAAUGUGUCAAAUCCACUCUCUUGUGAAAUUGAGUUGAGUAUUGAUAACAAUCCACUUGGACACAGCGGUUUGUCAGCCAUCUUUAGAAUGCUCUCUAAUGAAAACUGUCCAGUAACAGAAAUUGAUCUGAACCAUACACAUGCAGUCAACCAGGGCCUAAUAACGGCAACCGAUUUUGGUGAAAUUGAAACUCCAACAUUUCCUGGUCGAUGUAGCAAAUUGAAAUGGUUGUAUUUUCGAAACAACAAACCAAGCGGUGACAUUCAUGUAGCUUGCUUGACAAUGGCUAUUAAAUCCGCCAUAUUCGGUGAUCUUGAAUGGUUGCAACUAUCAAAUACCCUUCCUGACAAUGUUGAGGAGAAUGGAAGACUACUGACUGAACUCUUACCAUCCAUUGCCUCUCACUGUCCUAAUCUGAAUGACAUUGAUCUCUCUGAGAACAAUCUUGGUGUACCUGGAGCUAGUGCAAUAGGAGAGGCCUUUGUAAGACUUGCUACCAAUAGGAAGGAGUUGGAGCUGAACUUAAGUGAGACUAAUCUCGACAGUGAAGCAGCGACAGUAUUUUCUGACAAAGUUUUGUCUUCUUUAGGGAAUGUGUCAAAUCCACUCUCUUGUGAAAUUGAGUUGAGUAUUGAUAACAAUCCACUUGGACACAGCGGUUUGUCAGCCAUCUUUAGAAUGCUCUCUAAUGAAAACUGUCCAGUAACAGAAAUUGAUCUGAACCAUACACAUGCAGUCAACCAGGGCCUAAUAACGGCAACCGAUUUUGGUGAAAUUGAAACUCCAACAUUUCCUGGUCGAUGUAGCAAAUUGAAAUGGUUGUAUUUUCGAAACAACAAACCAAGCGGUGACAUUCAUGUAGCUUGCUUGACAAUGGCUAUUAAAUCCGCCAUAUUCGGUGAUCUUGAAUGGUUGCAACUAUCAAAUACCCUUCCUGACAAUGUUGAGGAGAAUGGAAGACUACUGACUGAACUCUUACCAUCCAUUGCCUCUCACUGUCCUAAUCUGAAUGACAUUGAUCUCUCUGAGAACAAUCUUGGUGUACCUGGAGCUAGUGCAAUAGGAGAGGCCUUUGUAAGACUUGCUACCAAUAGGAAGGAGUUGGAGCUGAACUUAAGUGAGACUAAUCUCGACAGUGAAGCAGCGACAGUAUUUUCUGACAAAGUUUUGUCUUCUUUAGGGAAUGUGUCAAAUCCACUCUCUUGUGAAAUUGAGUUGAGUAUUGAUAACAAUCCACUUGGACACAGCGGUUUGUCAGCCAUCUUUAGAAUGCUCUCUAAUGAAAACUGUCCAGUAACAGAAAUUGAUCUGAACCAUACACAUGCAGUCAACCAGGGCCUAAUAACGGCAACCAAUUUUGGUGAAAUUGAAACUCCAACAUUUCCUGGUCGAUGUAGCAAAUUGAAAUGGUUGUAUUUUCGAAACAACAAACCAAGCGGUGACAUUCAUGUAGCUUGCUUGACAAUGGCUAUUAAAUCCGCCAUAUUCGGUGAUCUUGAAUGGUUGCAACUAUCAAAUACCCUUCCUGACAAUGUUGAGGAGAAUGGAAGACUACUGACUGAACUCUUACCAUCCAUUGCCUCUCACUGUCCUAAUCUGAAUGACAUUGAUCUCUCUGAGAACAAUCUUGGUGUACCUGGAGCUAGUGCAAUAGGAGAGGCCUUUGUAAGACUUGCUACCAAUAGGAAGGAGUUGGAGCUGAACUUAAGUGAGACUAAUCUCGACAGUGAAGCAGCGACAGUAUUUUCUGACAAAGUUUUGUCUUCUUUAGGGAAUGUGUCAAAUCCACUCUCUUGUGAAAUCAAUUUGCGUAUUGAUAACAAUCCACUUGGACACAGUGGUUUGUCAGCCAUCUUUAGAAUGCUCUCUAAUGAAAACUGUCCAGUAACAAGACUUGAUCUGGACCACACACAUGCAGUCAACCAGGGCCUAAUAACGGCAACCGAUUUUGAAACUCUAACAUUUCCUGGUAAAUGUAGCAAAUUUAAAAGAUUUCAUUUCAACACAACAAACCAAGCGGGGACACUCAUGUAGCUUGCUUGACAAUGG
Molecule: messenger RNA, 4486 nt
Organism: Halichondria panicea
Lineage: Eukaryota; Metazoa; Porifera; Demospongiae; Suberitida; Halichondriidae
Product: protein NLRC3-like
Exons: 3
Coding region: 215-4471 (1418 amino acids)
Biological process (GO): intracellular signal transduction
Molecular function (GO): protein binding
Source: RefSeq, a predicted model, not a curated record